ACAGAGCAGUGUGAGGAGGCAACAUGGACCCCAGACCAAGCAAAACCCACCCUCUGCUGCAUCCCCUGCAUUCUAGUCAGACUUCCCGCCACCGUCACCAUCAAGCAGAAGAGAAAGGCUGAAGGGGAUGCUACAGGAGAUAAAACCAAGGUGAAGGACAAACCACAGAGAAGAUCUGCCAGGUUAUCAGCUAAACCUGCUCCUCCAAAGCCAGAGCCCAAGCCUAAGAGGCCCCUGCAAAGAAGGGACAGAAGGUACCAAAAGGGAAAAGGGAAGGCUGAUGCUGGCAAAGAUGGGAAUAACCCUGCAGAAAAUGGAGAUGCCAAAACAGACCAGGCACUGAAAGCUGAAGGUGCUGGAGAUGCCAAGUGAAGUGUGCACAUUUUUUAUAACUGUGUAUUUCUGGUAACUGUACAGUUAGAAAUACUAUUUUUUAUCAAGUUUUAUAGAAAUGCAGAAUUUUGUUUUACUUUUUUUUUUUUAAAGCUAUGUUGUUAGCACACAGAACACUUCAUUGUUAUUUUGGGGGGAAGGACAUAUAGUACUAAUAGAAUAUAUCAAAAGCUGGACUGACAUGGGGGCGAGGGAGGAGAAAUACCUUUCCCUUCUAGUUUUGAGAAACUUCCUCUUGGUUCCUGGGAGGAGGGAUCUCUUGAUAUUGACACACAUUAGCCACUUUGACACAAAUAUCUAAUCGUGUGGGAAACUAAAAUUCAUUUUUAUGUCAUUUUCUCCCUCUCCACAUUAAGCAUAGACUUGGCGUUCUUAAAGCCUAGAGACCUAUUGGGACCUGACCCCAAAAAACUGAUUUCCAGUAUGUUGGGCAAUCUGAACUUUCCAGUGUCACCACUGAGAUGGCCUCCCUCAAAAGAGCAGCAGCUCCUUUCUUGAUUGUGGAUGUACAGAUUGAUAAUCUCUGCUAGUUUCAUUUCUUGUCCUGAAAGUCAGGGUUGCC
Messenger RNA from Pipistrellus kuhlii (Kuhl's pipistrelle), 955 nucleotides. Its product is annotated as non-histone chromosomal protein HMG-17-like. The transcript has a single exon. The record is from RefSeq and is a predicted model, not a curated record. Gene Ontology annotation, molecular function: nucleosomal DNA binding. NCBI's taxonomy places the organism in Eukaryota, Metazoa, Chordata, Mammalia, Chiroptera, Vespertilionidae. Gene Ontology annotation, biological process: chromatin organization. Gene Ontology annotation, cellular component: chromatin; nucleus. The annotation marks the transcript as partial.